Seriola dumerili (greater amberjack) is the source of this 3094-nucleotide messenger RNA. RefSeq names its product protein FAM107B-like. Gene Ontology annotation, biological process: actin filament bundle assembly; regulation of actin cytoskeleton organization; actin filament polymerization. Lineage: Eukaryota; Metazoa; Chordata; Actinopteri; Carangiformes; Carangidae. Bases 94 to 675 code for a protein of 193 amino acids. The record is from RefSeq and is a predicted model, not a curated record. Gene Ontology annotation, cellular component: neuron projection; stress fiber; synapse. The transcript has 6 exons.
AAUGGGAGCUGCGCAGGAAGGCAGGAAGACUGUGAGGACUGUGAACCUGCUGCCACAAACAAACAACAAAGACUCAGCAGAGCACUGGGAAGAAUGGGAGCUGCGUAUGGAAAGAAGAAGGCGUACACCAUCGACCACGAGCCUCCGCUGAAGCAGCAGUGUGUGAAAAAUGGAAAGCACCCAAACGGCAAAGCCUCAGCGUAUGCAGACCUGCAGCAGCACCGGUCUGAGGGCGUCCACAGGAAACCAUCCCCGGUGUCCAGCUACGUCCCCCAGCCUGACUACGUGGAGGGAGACGAGGAAGACGACCUCAUAAAACCCAAGAAGCUGGUGAAUCCUGUCAAAGCUUCAAAAAGUCACCAAGAGCUUCACCGAGAGCUGCUGAGCAGCUACAAAAGGGGUGGGGUGACUGUGGAGACGAAGCCGGAGCUGCACAGAGUGCUGGAGUCCAGGAAAAGAGAUCAGCUGAUCAAACAGAGGAAACAGGAGGACGAAGCCCGAAAGAAGAUUUCUCCUCUUGAGGCCGAGCUGCUGAAGAGACACAAGAAGCUGGAGGAGCUGGAGAAGCAGCAGGAGAAGGAGCAGGAGGAAAACCUGAAAGCUCCGGAGUUCGUGAAAGUGAAGGAGAAGCUGAGACGGACGUCUUUUCACAGUAAAGAGGAGAAGGAGGUGUAGAGACAGAGCUGCUGUCCUCCAGGAGACGGCGAACUGAGAACCGGACUGUCCACGUGUUUAUAGGACGCAAAGGUGUCACACUGUGUCCUCACUGAGGACACAUUGAGGACACACUGCCCAGAUGUUGAAAGCUGGACAGAACAGCUGUGACGUCUCUUUGGAGUCGAGCACUGAAACUGCGAUGACAGGAUACACAACGAACAGCUAUCUCAGGUAAACACACCUGGAACAGGUACAGCCUCAGACAAUCUAGUGUUUGACCUCAUCGGCGUUGGACACAUGGUACGUGAUGGACGGAGCACCAUGGACGUGGACAACAACUGUCUCCUCAGAAGGAAGGACGAUGUUAGAGAUCGUAUAGAUUUGAGUUAUUAUCUGUAACUGUUUCCUAACGGAGGAAAUUCAGAAACAUCCGGCAAAAAAAUCCUGAAGAAGUUUUCUUGAUUCUCUUUUUUCGUUUUGAUGUUAAAUCAAAUUUACAGGAUUGUACAGACGUCGCAGUGACGUGUGAGGACUUAUUUCAGAUGUCUCCACUUCCUGUGUUAGAAAAUAUCUGUUUCUUUGAUAAAAAGUCGAAAGUAAAAGCUUGUGGACAUAAAAAUUUUGGGGGAGGAGUUAACUACAAUUCCCUGGAUGCAUUUAGGCGCUUAAAAUCCUGUCACAUGAGACAUUAAUGGCAGGUGAGAUUCACCGUUGAAAUCUGCUGCUUCAAUCAGUUUUGAAAAAGUUCAGCAGCUGUGGAGCCACGUGUGUUAACAACUGUAACAACGAAGACAUGUCUCCAUGGCAACGUCAGCUGAGGCUCAUGGGUACUGUAGUAUUUAUACCUGUCCACCAAAAUGUCAACAAAAGAUGUUCUCUCAGAAAUAAAGCUGAAAUAAUUCAAACUGGUGUCAGAAACUUGGAGAGAGACUUCUGUUAUUCUGUGUUCAGCUGAAACUGAAAUGAGAAAACACAUUUCAAAACCAUUACAAGAAAAUAUCUGAAGAUACAAGAUUUUCUUGUUAUUACAAAAUACUGUACAUCUAAGUACAAGAUACAGAACUUGUAAUUCAAAGAAAAUAUUUCAUUCAUAUGAAUUCAUUGCUCGUAAUUAGAAAUUGAGGAUUUAUUCUUGUAAAUACAAGAUACUAUUUAUGUACAAUUAAGAAACUAAGAAGUCACAUUUACAAGAAAAGCUCUUAUUAUACGCUGUAAUUAUAAAACUGUGUAAUUAUGAAUAUUGUUUUUUGUAAUUACAAGAUGUUAAAUCAUAUUUAUGAUAUAAGGAAGUUGUAUAUUGAGAUUCACAUUUAGUUGUUAUGUUUUAUGAGAUUUGUUUUUGUUAUCAUCAGAUGCAAAGAAAAAUCUCACGAUUACAAGAUUUGUAUCUUGUAUGUAGAUUGGUGUCUUUACCUUGACUUUUCUGAACGCAGUAAAUUAGAAGUGUAUUGCAGUUGCACAAGAAAAGAGUUUCUCUUUUCUACAAGAUCAUGUAAUUAGAUGAAACUUAUCUAAUUACUGUAAUUCUUGUAGAUUGUAGAUUGUAAUUGUCAGGACUUCACCCAAAAGCUCUGACUGGUGAAGACAACGAAGAAAAUGUUGUCGUCUGUUCGACCACCUGAACUUGUGCCUAAAUUUCAUCUGUGUCAGUGGAUGAAGAUUUCACAGGUCAAACUUCAGCUGCACUGUAACAAACGUUUUCUAUCACUUGUUCAUUGAUAUCACAUUCAUAAUUGUGAUAAAAGGUGUUAGACUUACAUGAUUUGUAUGUUGUAAUGACAUGUUUACCGAGUUUAUUACAAUGUACAAAAAUAUUAAUCACAUUAGAUGAUCUCAUAUCUUAUUAUUACAAAAUACAGUUUGUUUUCGUAAUUACAAGAUGCUAAUUACAUAUAAUCAUAAUACACAGAAAGUAUAAUGACAAACUCCAUACCUCAAGUUAUUAUUCUUGUAAUUAUGAGACACAGAUUAAUUAUUAAUUAUUAAAAAACACCUUUACAGUCCACUGAACAAAGAGUCAUUAAUAUUCAGCUGAACCACGAUGUGUUUUUGUCUCUGACACUAAAAAUGUUGUGAUGACAUUUAACAGAUGAACAGGAAGUUACUGUGUGAAGUGUAUUAAAGAAAGAAUUAAGUAAAUCAGAAUCUGACAGGGGACACGAGGCCUUUGACAUUAAUAUGAUGGGAUGCAUCUUACAGGUCACAUUAAAGUGUAACUGAAGCCUUACGUCGAACUGUACAAUCACUGAAAUCACUUUAGACUUUCACUGUGUAAAACAAUGAAGAUUAAAAUCUAACAGACUUAUUUUUGUUUCUGUCUGACUUUGCUGUAUUUUCUUUUUUGUGGCUUUUGAAGCGCUGUUGGUUCUGAUGAACAUAUUUAGACUCAGUUCAAUAAAACUAAAAGCUGAUGCAGAAACGCUCGAGGAUGAAAAUA